Molecule: messenger RNA, 1515 nt
Organism: Fundulus heteroclitus (mummichog)
Lineage: Eukaryota; Metazoa; Chordata; Actinopteri; Cyprinodontiformes; Fundulidae
Product: UAP56-interacting factor
Exons: 9
Coding region: 154-1095 (313 amino acids)
Biological process (GO): mRNA export from nucleus
Molecular function (GO): mRNA binding
Source: RefSeq, a predicted model, not a curated record
GUUGGUCUGCACCACCGCCACAAAAGACCAUAGGAAGGAAACGAAGAAGAGUUUGGAGGCGGUUCCUCUGUUGUGGAGGAGCUUCAGAAACCAGCAGCAGAACCUCCAGCUAGCUGCUGGGUUAUUCCUGGAGCGUCUGUCCUCGUUUGAGCCAUGAAUAUCGGGGGCUUUAGCACAGCACGGAGGGAGAUGGCGGCCGUUCCUGAUAAAGUCGACAUGUCCUUAGAUGACAUCAUCCGCUUAAACAAAAGGGAGAGACAGCUGAAGAGAAGACAGGCGACUGUGAAUGGCAGACCGGUGAAGAAGAAAGGCCGUCUGAGCCAAGCCAGGAGCGGAGCGGCAGCACCGAGAGGAGGUGGCGUGCCCCGAGGAGGUUCGGCCAUGUUAAGAAACAGGAGGGUUCCUCCUCUGGGGGUUCGGCGCCGGGGUCAGGGGGUCAUCACCGGGCUGGCGGCCAGGAGGCCGGCUGUUCUGCUGAAACGAGCCGGAGCGCUGAACAGAUCUGCGGCCAGUCAGAAGAUGCGGCCGAGGACGAGGCCCAUCAUGCAGCGCACAGAGGCUCAGUACAGGAGGGCAGAGGUUCAGAGGCGGCUGUACCGGAAGCCCGAUCCACAGAGAGACUACAGCACAACGGCCAGAAGACCCUUUCAGCUCCGACGGCGACCCAUUCCGCCGGUCCAGCAGACGCAGAGGGAGGCUCGCCAGGCCACGUUCCUCUUUCACAGAGGCCUCAAGGUGCAAGCCCAGGUGCAGAAGCCAAAUCCCCGGACUCCUCCCGUCAGAACACGCCAGUGGCGCACAUCCACAGCCGGCAGCGGAAUCUUGACGGUUUCGAUCGACAACCCGACAGCCAGGACUCAACCGGAGCCCCCUACGGCGUGGACCCUUCACCCCCCGCCUGUCAGCCCGGCUCCUGUUAAGGUGGAGACGGUGGAGAAGAAGGAACCUAAAGGAGUUCCUCUGCAGUUUGACAUCAACAGCGUUGGGAAGCCGCAAACGUCGAUGACUCUGAACGAGCGAUUCCGAAUCCUCAAAGAUCGGCGCGUCGCCACGGCGCAGAGCAGCAGAGGCAGCAGGUUCGUUACCGUGGGCUAGCCGAGGCCGCCGAGGCUCAGGAGACGAGGCCCAGGAGCUCCUCCGUCCUGCUCCCGCCCACUCACCCGCCCGCCCACAGGACGGGACCGUGCCGAGCCGCUGUGACGUCACCGAGGAGAGGGAGGUCCCACCCGGGACAAACGAGCAGGAUUCACGUCGGUGUUGAUGGAAGACGCGCCCAUUUCUUGUUCAUGUCGGUGUAUUCAGCUUUUUGUGUUGUGAAUACUCAGUGCAGGGGAGUAUUUGACUCUUUUUUUUUUUUUUUUUUUUUUUUCUCUCCCCAUUCUGACUCGAAACUGUUAACACUAUGAAGACUUUGUUUUCAGAGAAGAUUUAUUUAAUAGGAUAGUGUGUGAAAAGCACGUUUUCUGACAUGAGUUUUGUAAUUUCUUCAAAUAAAAGGCUUUGUCUAAAUACUGA